Molecule: messenger RNA, 6033 nt
Organism: Lachancea lanzarotensis
Lineage: Eukaryota; Fungi; Ascomycota; Saccharomycetes; Saccharomycetales; Saccharomycetaceae
Gene: CCH1
Product: LALA0S07e03312g1_1
Exons: 1
Coding region: 1-6033 (2010 amino acids)
Biological process (GO): calcium ion import across plasma membrane
Cellular component (GO): membrane; voltage-gated calcium channel complex
Molecular function (GO): high voltage-gated calcium channel activity; calcium ion binding
Source: RefSeq, a predicted model, not a curated record
AUGUCAAGAAGACCCUUGACUCAGAGCAGUUCGUCCAAGGAUUUUCCAGAAGUUGAAGAUGAGACAGGAACUCAACAUCAGAGAGUGCCCGUUUUGGUCACAAUUGAUAGGGCAGAGACAGAUCCGGAACUAGAAGCUACAGCGGCAGACUCCUCGGCGAGAAAAAAUUCGAAGACGGAUUUUAAGGAUUUCGAAUUACAUUCUGAUGACGUUAGCAGUAGCGGUCUUGUAAAAAGGCCAAACCUUACGGUGGUGACACAAUCUGGAGGCAAUUCUUCUUCAAGUAUUCGAAAGCCAGGCUCUGGUCAGCUUUCUGCUACUAGCAUAAAGUCUCAUUUCAAAAACCUAAUCUCACCGUCAAAAUCACGGGAGACUUCAGAUGCAUCCCUUGACGAACAACAGAGUGCAGUUGCGGACCAGCGUUCCGGCACUGAAGAGCGGAGACUUUCGUUUGACUCCCGAUCUAAUAGUCAUGGAAUCCAUGACGACAAUCCUUUGACAGGCACUAUAAUAUCCACCAUCGAAGAGGGCGAUUUGGAUGAUUUCAAAGACCUACAGGAUGAAUUCACUAAUGCAAUGGGAAAAGGGAGCUCUACAUGGCUCCCGCAAACGAAAAGAGGCUCCUAUAAGUCGGACAUAGCAUCAGCCGACGACAGAUCCCAGCACUCCCACGUCGAAGAGCAACAUGAGAACACAACUGUGAUGGAGGACAUUAGCCAAACUUAUCCUGGAGAGAGUAGCUCACAGGAUCGAAUCAAUACAACAAUCGAUGGCUCCAGUAAUUCCAUUAAUCCUAGUCCCCAGAAAUCCAAAAAAGCCACUUACGAGGAAACAGAGGAGUACGAGGAACGCGAAUCGUCGGAAAGUACUGAAACGAACUCCGCAAUAGAGUCCGACGGUGGCAAAACAUUGAAAAAACCCCCAUUAAUUUUGUGCGGGAACUCCUUAGGUCUUUUCCCGCCGAACAAUCCCUUACGCGUUAGACUCGCCUCAAUUGUGACAAAUGAAUGGACCCAUCGUGUCAAUGUACUGUUUUUGGUCUUUCUUGUUGCCAUUCUUUCGGUGGCUUUUUCAUUUGAAUCGGACGAAUUAGCGUAUUUCUCUAGUACGGUUGGUGGAUUGAUAUUUGCGAUCAACGUGUUAUAUACACUUGACAUGCUAGCGCGGAUAAUUGUUUUCGGAUUUUGGGACGACUCAGCACUUUUUCAAACACGAGGGGAAGACUAUAAGACAGUCUACCAAAUUCUCGGAAUUGAUUCUUUUUUCCGCGAUCUGAAAUCUAAGUAUGGAAAAGAUCUUUUUCGGAGAAUCCUACCCUUCAAGAUUAGCUACGAUCAACUUGCUGGCAAGUCUGGUCAUAAGCCGGUUAGAAGUGCUGUGACGUUCGUUGGUUCUGCUGACGGAAAGAACAGCGAAGUUCCACUGUAUCGUGCAUAUUUUAGGAGUAGUUGGAACAGAGUGGACCUGGUUUCAACCGUCUGCUUCUGGAUAUCUGCAUUUUUGUCGAUCAAAAGUUUUGAUGACAGUCACGGCAUACGCAUUUUCAAGACUCUCGCCGCUUUGCGUAUCCUCAAACUCGCAAAAGAGGAAGGAAGUCAGACGAAAAUUUUGAACAGUUUAAAAUUCGGGCUACCACAAUUGGUCAAUGUAUGCUUCAUGCUCUUGUAUUUCUGGACAUUCUUUGGCAUUUUGGGGGUACAAAGUUUUCAGGGGUCGCUGAGAAGGACCUGUACUUGGACCAACCCUGAUGACCCGUCUGAAAGUUACACCAACAGCAUGCAAUUUUGCGGUGGGUAUCUGGAGGCUGUAACGAAGAAAAAAAUGUCAUACGUUUUCUCCGAUUUUCGAGAUGGUCCUACUUCAAAAGGAUUUUUAUGCCCACAAAACUCGAAAUGUGUUUCUGGUGAUAAUCCUUAUGGAGGCCGAGUUAGCUUUGAUAACAUCCUGGGUUCUAUGGAGUUAGUAUUCGUUACAAUCAGCGCUAACACCUUCACUGAUAUCAUGUACGACACCAUGGACUCUGACAGCAUGGCCUCUUCUCUUUUCUUCAUCUCCUGUAUCUUCUUUCUGAACAUUUGGAUGAUAAAUUUGAUGAUCGCUGUCCUGGUCUCUUCUUUUGAAAAAGCGAACGAGCUAGCCAGAAAAAGCGGAUCCAAAGAGACGCCAUCCCGACUCAAGCGCAUGGCAACAGCGGCUUUGAAAUACAUCGAGAAAAAAGCUAGUGCUAAGGAGUUACCGGCCUGGAACUUGAAUUGCAUAAAAUGGUACAAAAAGAUAGAAUUCCUUUUCGUCAUAGCGAUAAGUUCAGAUCUGGUAGCACAAGCAACGAUAACUUCAGAUAGCAGUGAUCAAGACAUGGAGACGAUUUUCAAGUUUGACCGAGUUGUUAACUAUAUUCUUUUGGUUGAGUCGCUGCUUAGAGUGAUUUGCUACCUCCCCAAUCUUUGGAAACUUCUCAGGAAACCUUCUUACUUGUUUGAUAUCUCCACGUGUAUUGUUUCGGUUGCAAUAACUGUACCCGCUAAUAGAAUAGCACUGGGCGAUACUUAUUACUGGUUAAACAUUUUCCAAAUACUGCGGUUUUAUCGCGUCAUCAAAAUGAUUGAGGUAACAAGAAAUCUUUGGAAGCAAGUUUUAGGAAAUGCAUUACUCAUACGCAAUUUGUCCGGAUUCUACUUCUUUUUCCUAUUCUUGGUGUCGCUCAUUAUGUCAGUUUACUUCACAGGCACAGUACCGAAAUCAGAAAUCGACGACACACCAUUUGCUUUUUACGACGUUUCGAACUCUUUUUUGACUCUUUUCAUCAUUGCUUCGACGGAGAAUUGGACAGAAUCGCUAUACGCCGUUCAACAAUACGCUUCUAAUUAUUCUUCGCAGUUCUUCGGCUCCAUUCUCCUGAUAGUGUGGUUUUUCCUGUCGAACUUCGUUAUGCUGAAUAUCUUCGUGGCGAUCAUAGCAGAAAGCUUAGAUGUUCCAGAAGAAAUGAAAAGGUCUUUACAAAUCAGGCAUUACUUACAGCACGUCUAUCCAGAGAAGAUCAAAGAAUUUACGAAUGCCACUCUCGCUCGCCGCAUCAAAAGAAAGAUUGUGAAGCACGCAGGUGAUGAGGACUCUCGGGACUUCAGACAGUUUCUGUUUAGAGGAACCGCAAUAGUUAGCAUUGCGCAGCAGCACAACAUCAUGGAUCUCAAGAACGAAAAGAAAAAAAAAAGUCACGGAUUUUCUGUCCGAUUAUCAUUUCAUCUAUUGAACAUGAUGAAAAGACUACCUUUUAUCAAGCCCUUUAUUGAAAAUCCGUUUCACAAGAAAGCAGAAGUUGUGUACAUAGAAUCUACUGAUUCGGAGGGUUUGAAUAAGAGAUACACUUUGAAGCUUAAUGAAUUUGAAGAGGAAAAGCUGCAGUAUAUGAAAGAGCAUCCAUUUUUCAACAAUGCCUAUUUUAUUUUCCCUCCAAACCACAUCUUCCGCCAAUUUUGUCAAAGUCUAACUCCCCCUUCAGUUGGCAAGAGAACGGAUGGUUUCCGUUUUUUUGAAGACAACACCAAUACUCACGAAAGGAGUUAUAGCUUUAGAAAUUUCAAACGAGACGUUUUUGUGGGUUUCAUUUCGAUUGCAACAGUCUUAAUGGUAGUUUACUCGUGCUUUAUCACUCCUGUUUAUCGCAUGAAGCAUCCUUCAGUAAGAGUAUGGUCAAGGUACUUUGAUGCAACAUUUGUCGUGAUUUUCUCUUUGGAAUUCGUCAUCAAAACCGUUGCGGAUGGCUUGUCACACACACCCAAUGCUUAUUUGCGCAACCCCUGGAACUGCAUUGAUGUUACAGUACUAAUUUCAAUUUGGAUUAACUUUGUUGCAAGCUUGAAGAAUGAUGAUGAUCUAUCUCGCGUUUUCAAAGGACUCACAGCGUUAAGGGCUUUGAGAUGUCUCACAAUCAGCAGAACAGCUAGAUUAACUUUCAAUCAGGUGCUUUUCGAUGGUAUCGGCAAAAUCAUAGGUGCAGCCACUAUUUCUCUCACAGUUCUCUUCCCCUUUUCUGUAUGGGGGUUGGGUAUUUUCAGAGGACGUCUCGGCGUUUGUAACGACGGUGUCGACUUAUCAAAAUGCUAUAACGAAUUCACAAAUCAGGUCUUUGAUUGGGAUGUCCUUAUGCCCAGAUCCUAUUCAGAACCAUAUCUUUACAUGAACUCCAUUUCGAGCGCAUUUCGAACCCUUUAUGAAAUUGUCUCUUUGGAAGGUUGGGUUGACAUAUUGACGAAUAGUAUGGCAAGUACAGGAAUAGGUACUGUACCAGAAAAUUUUUCCACGACUGUCAAUGGUUUAUUCUUCGUGCUAUUCAAUUUUUUGAGCAUGGUAUUUAUCCUUACACUGUUUGUGUCUUUUAUCAUUCGUAACCAUGCUCGAACGACUGGAAGUGCUUUUUUAACAGUUGAGGAAAAAUCAUGGCUUGAAGUCAAGCGCUUACUUUCACAAGCACAACCCGAACCCAGUCCCGACAUUUUGUCAAUGAGUCCCAUGAGACUUUUCAUACAUCGUCUAGCGGUUGAGAAAGCAUUUUUCUCAUAUGCCCUUUUACUUCAGCUAGUGCUCUAUGUCCAUAUCUUGACCUUGCUGUUGUACACAUACGACGAAAACUACUCUUUGCGAAACUACCAGAAUACUGUUUUCAUGAUAUCCACCACGAUAUUCUUGAUCCAUGAGGUCUUUUGUAUUGUUGCCAAAGGAACGAGACUAUGGUUUGCGAGAAAAUGGGAUGUCUUCAAGUUUAUCGUGGUUAUUUCAUCUUUUGGUCUUAAUAUCGUCGUUUGUCUCUCAACCCCCGAAGACAUUAUAGGGUUCGAUAACAUUCGAAAUCUUUUCCAGCUUGUUAUCUUUUUGUUUGUGAUUCCGCAAAACGACGUCUUAAGCGAACUGAUAAGCACCGCCAUGGCGAGUAUGCCCUCGAUUUUAUCUUUAACGUAUACUUGGGGUAUUUUGUUUCUGGUGUACGCAAUAGCAUUGAACCAAAUAUUUGGGAUGACCAAGCUAGGUCCCAAUACCACUGGAAAUUUGAAUUUCAGAACUGUUGUCAAAUCCCUGAUUGUUUUGUUUCGUUGCAGCUUUGGUGAAGGAUGGAAUUAUAUCAUGGACGAUCUAACCGUGACGUCCCCCUUUUGUUAUGUCGAUGAUAGCACUGGUCGCUCUGAUUGCGGAUCGAAACCGUAUGCAUAUUUUUUAAUGAUGUCUUGGAACGUGCUCUCCAUGUACAUUUUUUUGAACAUGUUCGUGUCACUCGUUUUGGAGAAUUUCAGCUACCUGUACCAUUCCGGCUCGGGUUCCAAGGCUGUCGCUAGUAGGGAUGAGAUACGGAGGUUCAAGAACGCAUGGAAAAAAUUCGAUCCUGACGGAAUCGGAGAAAUUGAUCACAACCAACUGCCACGAUUGAUGCACUCCUUUGAAGGACGCCUUUCGUUUAAAAUUUGGGAAGGGAGACUGUCAGUUAAAAGUUUGGUGACGAACUACAUGACGGUCAACCCGCUGGAUCCCUACGAUGUGCAAAUCGAUUUGCAAGGCUUGAAUGAGGAAUUAAAAAGUAUUGACCAUCUCAAGAUCGUUGAGAGAAAACAGCAGUACCGUAGAUUUGUACAGGAAGCGCAUUACUCCAGUGCUUUUAAGAACGGCGUUACUUUCAGCAAAAUUAUACAGCAGGUUCCGCUGUAUACUGCUUAUUCCCCACAAGAGUGCCUUGGAAUCGAUGAGUACGUGAAAAGAUUGUAUGUGAUGGGUAAAGUAGACAAGUUUCUGGACAAUGAGAGAAACGUAGAAGUGUUAAAAAUGGUGGUGUCAAGAUGGAAGUUUCUGACGGAGCGUCCAGGAUUUCGGACUGCAGUGUCAAGAAAGACCGGACCGAGUUUUCUAUCAAAAUUGUCAGCCAUGGAACUCGAUCCGCCGGCUACGCCAAAUUUGGACGUAAGCUUCAACAACUUUAGCUGGUCGCCCCGACAAGCUGAUCGUAACCGAUCCGGCAGUUUCGAUCAACGCUGGGGACACCUUGAUUAG